Molecule: messenger RNA, 693 nt
Organism: Parnassius apollo (apollo)
Lineage: Eukaryota; Metazoa; Arthropoda; Insecta; Lepidoptera; Papilionidae
Source: the annotation of a GenBank genome assembly
AUGGAAUCUGAAAAACAUAAGAAAAUGUCUAAAGCAGUGUCUUCCAAUAGUAAGAUGAAUACAUUUUUCAAACCAACGCUAAAUAUUAUUCCGGAAAGAAAAGCCGCUGCAGAAGCUACGUUGACUUACCAUACUUUAAGACAUCACCAGUCGUAUAAGUCUAUGGAUUGCACAGGAUUAUUGAGGAAAUUAUUUUCUGACUCAGAGGUGGGAAAGACGAUAACCUGCGCCCGGUCAAAAACCGAAGUAUUUGUUAACAAUGUUAUUUCCCCCCAUGUAAUGGAAGGUCUUGUGGAAACAUUGAAAUCUGAUUCAGUAUUAUAUUUUGGUCUAUCAACUGAUGCCAGCAAUCACGGAGCUCAAAAAAUGUUUCCAAUAGUAAUACAAUAUUUUGAUUAUAGAAUUUUAGAACUCGAUGUAUUGCCAAACGAAACUGCCGAAACAAUCACGCAAUAUAUUGUUAACACCUUGAAAAAACACGGAAUUGAACAAAAAUUAGUUUCUUUUACUGCUGAUAAUGCCAACGUCAAUUUUGGUGGCAUUAAUAGGCCAACAGGCGGACAAAACGUUUUUGUAUUAUUGAAACAAGAACUCCAAAAGCAAAUUGUAGGCGUUGGAUGUCCUGCCCAUAUACUGCAUAAUUGUAUUAGACACGGUGCAGACAAAUUGGAAAUAGACAUCAGUUCGCGGUGA